Messenger RNA from Lachnellula hyalina, 1194 nucleotides. RefSeq lists its product as uncharacterized. The transcript is spliced from 3 exons. Bases 1 to 1194 code for a protein of 397 amino acids. Lineage: Eukaryota; Fungi; Ascomycota; Leotiomycetes; Helotiales; Lachnaceae. The record is from RefSeq and is a predicted model, not a curated record.
AUGGCUGGUCUCUUGCAAAAACUGUCACUUGCGUUCUUAUUAGCUACUAGCGUUACUUCAAAGCCAAUAUCCUCCCCAAAGAAUCCGAUAUUAGCACCAAGAGCCGGCCUCGAUAUCCUGAAAACAACAGUGACGGAUACCCAUACCCUUGACUGGAUCCCCAUCGACUCUCAAGGCACCAUCGCCUCUGCUCCUCCCCUUCCAGCACGCCGUACCAAUGGCUCCACGCCUACAGUCGAGCUCAUGCAACCCGGUGCUGAAGUCGGCCCCCUCGGAAGCGUGCCUAUCCCACGGGUAAACCCAAAGCUUCAAGCCAGUACCAACCGCAUCACCAAACAGCUCCCCGCAACCAAUCACUCGGCACAAAAACAAGAACAAAAGUCCAAGAGACAAUACAGCGGAAACCACUGGUACGUGUCAUCCGACCAAAGCGUAGCCAACAUUGGCGGCUCGGCGAUCUUCAGCAUCUUUGCGCCCUACGUACAGAGCUCGGAAGACUUCUCCCUGCUGCAAACCGCAGUCACGAGAAACAAUGUCCCGAUCCCAAAUAAUCCUUCUUCAAGCGGAUCGCAAACCCUCGAGGCGGGCUGGAUCAACUACCCGAACCAAGUGUCUAGCCCGCAUCUGUUCACAUACUUCACGACAUGUGCCUACCAGUGCUCUGGUGAUAACAAGGGGGGUUGGAAUGCGGAUCAAGCAGGAUGGAUCCAAGUAAACAACAAAUACUACCCCGGCACCGUCUUCGUACCCAACAGCGUAGACGGCGGCGCACAAUACGAAAUCCAGAUCGAAUACCAGCUAUACCAAGGAAACUGGUGGCUCUACGUAAUCGACACCUGGAUCGGUUACUACCCCGCGUCCAUCUUCUCCGCCGGCGAAGCAGACGCCUCUGUAACCCUCGCCGCUGGCUCCGAUACGAUAUUCUACUAUGGCGAGGUAUUCAAUAACGAGAACGCGCUGACGACAACGGAUAUGGGGAGCGGAGAGUUCGCGGCUGCGGGCGCGGGCAAGGCGGCGUAUAUGAGGAAUAUGGUGUAUCAGGAUGCGAAGAGUGGGUUUCAUGAUUAUACGGGGGGAUUUUGGAAUUCGGAUAUCGCGAGGUAUACUAAUGAUGCCCACCUUUCUAGUGGAACGAACUGGGGUAGCUACGUGUAUCUUGGUGGACCUGGGGCUGGUGGCAUUAUUCGUGGAUGA